Racocetra fulgida is the source of this 636-nucleotide messenger RNA. The record is from the annotation of a GenBank genome assembly. NCBI's taxonomy places the organism in Eukaryota, Fungi, Glomeromycota, Glomeromycetes, Diversisporales, Gigasporaceae.
AUGGCAUUAGAAUAUCCAUCAUCAACAUUUAUAGGAAUCGAUGUAAAUUCUUCAUUUUUCCCUCCGAGUGAUAAAUAUCCGCCAAACGUUUGUUUUCUUACAUCCAAUGUAACUUAUGGAAUUCCAUUUCCUAAGGAGACUUUUGACUUUGUUUAUUUGAGCAUGAUGUAUUCUGCAUUCACCGAGCAACAAUGGUCUGAAUUGACCAAAGAUAUUGUUAGAGUUUUAAAAUAUGAUGGUUGGGUCGAGUCUUUAGAAACAACUGCUCUAUGUCUAAAUCGUGGAAAGGUUACAAAAUGGAUAGAAGAGGCUGCUUGUAUAGCUUGCAUGAAAGAAAAAGGCAUUAAUUGUCGAAUUACUGAUUUGCUGCCGAAAAUAUUUGAAUCAAAUGGGCUUACAAACAUAAAAUGCAUUAAAAUAGAAUAUCCAGUAGGCGAAUGGUUUGGAUGUUUUGGUAAAUACUCAAUGAAUAAUCUUCGUAGGCUAUUCCAAAGUUUUGUCUUUCUUCCAGAAUAUAUGGGUAUAUCUUAUGAAGAAUAUAUUGAUUUGUUGGACAUCUUUGUUAAAGAAGCAAACGAAAAUAAAACUUACACUCAUCUUCAGAGAUGUUUUGCCAAAAAAACUUGGAUUGGUUGA